AUUGGUGGAAUUCGUCUACCGGUCCAAAAGCUGAGAGACAAAAGGAAAAUUGCCGAAACAAAAAUGGAUUCCAUCUUAUCAUCAAGAAUUGUUAAUUUGGUAUCAUCCAGAUCCAUUGACCUUCUACCCUGAAGCUCUUCUUCUCUCCAUCUCAAAAGGGUCUCUUUGAUAUUUGGUUUUCUCCACCAUGGCAGACUGCAAAACUUGUUCUAAUCAGAAAUCAAGUGACCCUUCUGUUUUCUCUUUCCUUUUUGUUUAUCCCCUUUUGUUUUUGUCGACUUUCUUUGGGUGUUUUCUUGUGAAAUUUAUUCAAUGUUUCUUGUGUUUUUGAAGAUGAAAUGGCUGCAUUGGAGGUUGAAAGUGGCAGUGAGCCUAGGGUUCAUGUCUUCUCAUCUUCAUCAGAGUUGCUUGAAAAGCUGCACGAGAAGUGGAGUUUAUUGGAGAAGCAACCAUACCCUGCUUUCUAUUCUAGUGUUUUUGGUGGGAUCAUUCUUGAUCCAGCUAUGAUGGUAAUUCCCAUGGAUGAUCACAUGGUUCAUCGAGGCCAUGGUGUGUUUGAUACCGCUAUCAUUCUUGAUGGCUACCUCUAUGAGCUGGAUGCUCAUUUGGAUCGCUUCCUCAGAUCAGCAGCAAAUGCAAAGAUCUCCUCUCCCUUCCCUCGAUCAACUCUUCGUAGCAUUCUUGUGCAAUUGACAGCAUCAUCUCAGUGCAGGAAGGGAACUCUAAGAUACUGGUUGAGUGCAGGUCCUGGGGAUUUCUUGCUUUCAUCCGCAGGAUGCCCAACAUCUGCAUUCUAUGCUAUAGUUAUUAAUGAUAACUUCUCCCAGUGCAAAGAAGGGGUUAAAGUGAUAACUUCCACCAUCCCAAUGAAGUCACCUUUGUUUGCCACAACGAAAAAUGUAAAUUACCUGCCAAAUGUUCUGUCGAAAAUGGAAGCAGAGGAGAAGGGAGCCUCUGCGUCUAUUUGGGUUGAUGAAAAAGGUUACAUUGCAGAAGGUCCUAAUGUGAACGUGGCUUUUAUAACCAGUGAUAAGGAGCUUAUUUUGCCUUUGUUUGAUAAGAUCCUAAGUGGAUGCACUGCAAAAAGACUUCUUGAAUUAGCACCUAAGUUGGUUGAGCUGGGUCAUCUGAAGAGUGUCAAAACUGCCAAUCUUACUGUUGAGGAAGCCAAAGCUGCAGCUGAGAUGAUGUAUGUUGGUAGCACCUUACCAAUAUUGCCAAUCAUCAUGUGGGAUGAACAACCCAUUGGAGAUGGUGUGUACUAUUUCCCACUACCAAGAUUAUCUUUCUUGUUGGUAAUUAGAAGUCCUUAAUUAGGCAUUGCCAUUGGUUCCUCUUUUGGAUGACGUAGACGUAUAUCACUUUAACUUUUCAUCUUAGACCUAUAUCACUCUUAACUUUUCAUUCUAUCCAAAUCUAUAUCUCUCAUAUGGAACUUGGACACUCUGGAUAUCAGGGAAAGCAUUACAAGAAUUGAACAUACUUACAUGCCCUGUGUUGGAGUGGCAUCUUAAAUGGUUAUUAUUUUUUGUAUUCCUUCUUACAGGAAAGGUUGGAGAAUUGACAAUGGCACUCUCAGAUCUGCUUUGGGAUGAUAUGGUAGCUGGCCCUGAAACACAGAGGUUUGCUGUUCCCUAUGGUCAAUGAACCCAAGAGUUAUCCGAGGCAGCUGAAGGAGUGGUUUCAUCUUGCAAUUAGGUUUGCCAUUGCUAGUUGUUUCUGCUGCAUCUCCUAGUUGGAAGCUGCCGUGGUGUAUGCCUAGUUGUUGCAUUGCAUGGGCCGUUAAUCUCUUAAACUUUGGUUUCUUUGUCAAUAAAUAUGAAGAUACAAUCUUGUGGUGUUGAUAUCCCCCAACCACAUUUGAAAAAUCAAAGAUUACCUAGUUGAUGCGUGAUGAAAUUUGUAGAUCCCAUAUAUUAGUCCUCUCAGCAUGGGAAGAUGCAUAACUGAUUGCAUCCGGUAAACCAAGGGAAGCAACCUCUAAAUUGUUAAAGACUUGGCAUUGAGGCCCCUCACAUCACCAUGAGGUUGUAUCAAAGCUAAAGAGCAUGACGACCAUGGGCUCUUUUUGUAAUGACAAAAGACAAGGAGUUUACCAAAGCUGUAUCUUUAGAAUAAAGACAUUUUUUUUUU
Molecule: messenger RNA, 2133 nt
Organism: Rubroshorea leprosula
Lineage: Eukaryota; Viridiplantae; Streptophyta; Magnoliopsida; Malvales; Dipterocarpaceae
Source: the annotation of a GenBank genome assembly